AUGAAGGCCUCGCCGCUGCUUAUCUCAUGGCAUAACGACAAUGCCCCCAUCUACUCUGUGCAUUUCGACCCGAAUGGCAAGGGACGCCUAGCAACGGCUGGAAAUGAUAACAACGUCCGACUAUGGCGAGUCGAGUCUACCGGCGAAGAUCGCAAGGUUAACUACCUGAGCACAUUGGUGAAGCAUACACAGGCCGUCAAUGUGGUCAGAUUCUGUCCGAAAGGCGAGAUGCUUGCAUCUGCCGGAGACGACGGCAACGUCCUGCUUUGGGUACCAUCGGAGCUGCAAACACAACCCGGCCUGGGAGAGGACCGGUCGGACGACCAGGAGACCUGGCGCGUGAAGCACAUGUGCCGCUCGUCCGGUGCAGAGAUCUACGACUUGGCCUGGUCUCCCGAUGGUGUCUUUAUCAUGACAGGGAGCAUGGACAACAUCGCGCGGAUCUACAAUGCUCAAACCGGACAAAUGGUGCGGCAGAUCGCAGAGCAUUCUCACUAUGUCCAAGGCGUCGCGUGGGAUCCGCUCAAUGAGUUUGUCGCGACUCAGUCGUCGGAUCGAUCGGUUCACAUCUAUAGUUUGAAGACCAAGGAUGGCCAAUUCACCUUGACGCCGCAUGGCAAAGUUCUCAAGAUGGAUCUGCCUGCGAAACGCAUAGCCUCGAGUAGUCCCGCUCCCCCAGAACCCACCAGCAGACCUCCACCGAGCACAAGCAAUUCAAUUGCAAUUGCCUCACCUGCCCCUUCAACUCCGGGUACACCAAUGGCAUCCAAUCUGCCAAUGGACCCUCCUCCUGUCUCUCACAGUCGGCGCUCGUCGUUCGGCUCGUCGCCAUCUAUUCGACGCUCUGCGUCGCCUGCUCCAUCAUUGCCAUUACCCGCAGUGAAGCCUUUAGAGGUUUCUUCACCGAGCAUUCUUGGUGGUCUGGGAGUGAAAAAUGCCAGCAUCUAUGCUAACGAGACCUUCACAUCCUUCUUCCGAAGACUGACGUUUGCACCGGACGGAAGUCUUUUAUUUACGCCUGCCGGUCAAUACAAGACCACCUGUGUUUCUGCUACUGAUUCUUCAAAAACCACGGACGAUAUUAUCAACACGGUCUACGUGUAUACUCGAGCGGGCUUCAACAAACCGCCAAUCUCCCACCUUCCCGGUCACAAGAAACCAUCAGUGGCUGUCAAGUGCUCUCCGAUAUUCUACACGCUCAAACAGAGUUUUCAGCCCGCGAAAAACAUCACUCUUGAUACAUCGUCUGCUGGGGAGAUGUUCCCUCCUUUGCCGGACCCGGUUGUGUCAAAUACAUCGGCUACAAGCCAGCCACAUAUGGAUCCACCGCUUUCCACUCAAGGGGACACUUCAAAGCCUCAAGCAUCCCCGAAGACUCUUGAUAGCGAAGCGCAGAGCUCAACACCACCAAUUUUCGCGCUUCCUUACCGAGUUGUCUAUGGGGUGGCUACGCAGGAUGCCGUACUUGUCUAUGACACACAGCAACAGACCCCUCUAUGUGUUGUGAGCAACUUGCAUUUCGCUACAUUCACGGACUUGUCUUGGUCCAACGAUGGCUUGACAUUGGUCAUGAGCUCUUCAGACGGAUUCUGCUCUACGCUCUCGUUCGCACCAGGCGAGCUGGGACAAAUCUACACUGGACCGACUGGACCUGCCAACGCGGCCAACGCGGUCACUUCGUCAAUCGCCACUCCUCUCCCAACUCCAACACAGGUUUCCCCAUCCCCCGUCAAGUCGAGUCAUGGUCCAGCAAGCAGCGGGGGUCCAGCAUCCAGCACACCCCACGGACCGCCGGCAAGUCCAGCCCGCUCCAACUCUGCCUCCUCUGUCAUGACCCAAUCGUCAAGCCAGCAAGGCGUCGUGAACAACCCCACCCCGACUCUCGGUUCCGUACCUCUGGUUACAGCAGCACACUCCGCGCAGCCUUCCGCCCUCCCACUCACCACACCACCACAAACCCCCUUGCCAACACCAUCACAAAGCGGCGCAAAUACAACCGUUAGUGUCCUUGGCAAACGCGACACGCGAACCACCAGCGAAUCCGAAAAAGAAGAAAGCAAAGGCCAAGAAACCAUUGGCCAGCAACCAAAGAAACGCCGGAUCGCACCAACCCUCAUCUCAGCCAGCACCGACAUCCCGCCUUCAAAAGACGGCAAUGCAGGCGCUAGCACAUAA
Molecule: messenger RNA, 2175 nt
Organism: Penicillium atrosanguineum
Lineage: Eukaryota; Fungi; Ascomycota; Eurotiomycetes; Eurotiales; Aspergillaceae
Exons: 6
Coding region: 1-2175 (724 amino acids)
Biological process (GO): nucleosome assembly; DNA replication-dependent chromatin assembly
Cellular component (GO): CAF-1 complex; nucleus
Molecular function (GO): protein binding
Source: RefSeq, a predicted model, not a curated record